AUUAUCAAGUCAGUCGGCCAUCUUGUUGGACGCGCUUCUCAUAGGGAGACCGUGAAUAUUUUUUUUCUGACUUAGUGCAUUUUCAUUUGUAAGUUUUAAGUUUUCACUAUUAAAUUCGACGACAAAUUAUAAAGAACGGAGCUUAAAGUUUUUAUUGAGAAAAAUGAAAACCGAGGAUGGUUCUCAGAUGCAGAAUAACGACGAGAGGGACCGUAGUCGGGAACGAGAUCGCACCAGGAGAUCGGAAAGAAAUCGAGUGAAUUCGGCGAGUCGUGAUCGCAGUCGAGAUAGAAAUAAUGAUCGAGGGAGAAAAAUUUCCGAAAGACGUAUUUACGUUUCAAAUAUUCCAUAUGACUAUCGUUGGCAGGAUUUGAAGGAUUUAUUCCGAACUGAAGUGGGCAAAGUGGCUCACGUUGAACUAUUUACUGAUGAAAAUGACAAACCUCGAGGCUGUGGAAUCGUUGAAUUCGAGGACGCCGAUUCGGUUAAAGUUGCUGUUGAGAAAAUGCAUCGUUUUGAUAUUAAGGGACGCAAACUUGUCGUGAAAGAGGAUUAUGAUGUGGAACGCGACAAGUACGGUCGUUUGGCGUCGUCUCGCAAUAAUGACAGGCCACCACGUGAAGAUAGAUUUAGAGACCCUCCCAGACAGAAUUCAGGUAGACAGAAUAUGUCGGCGCCGAGUAGUGGAGGCGGUGGUGGCGGUGGCGGCGGUGGAAAUGAUAGCAAAUUUGGUAACACUUAUGGUCUUAGCACACAGUUCUUGGAAUCGCUCGGCAUCAACGGGCCUCUAGUCACCCGAGUAUUUGUUGCAAACUUGGACUACAAGGUGGACGAGAAGAAAUUACUCGAAGUAUUCAAACUCGCGGGAAAGGUGUUACACGUUGAAUUGGGAAAAGACAAGGAUGGCAAGUCGCGUGGCUUUGGAGUCGUUGAGUACGAUCAUCCCGUUGAAUCAGUUCAGGCGAUAUCGAUGCUGCACAAUCAGCAACUGUUCGACCGCCGCAUGACAGUGCGCCUGGACCGUGCCAACGAGCCCGACAUGCCGCCGAAACUGCCCGACGGCUUGAAGGGAAUUGGAAUGGGCCUUGGCGCAGGUGGCAACCGUUUGACAGACGUCGCAAGAAAUAUUCCCAACGUCCAACCAAAUAAUCCACCAGUAGUGAGUUCAAUUUCGGCGCCAGUGCUCGCGACGGGAGCGUUUGGCGGUGGAUUGAACAAUGUCGUGCCAGCGCAAUUGGCAUCAGUUUUGUCAAAUUCGAACGCAAAUGCCUUGCAGGCGAGUUUAGCUGGCGGUCUGGGUGCAAAUCUCGCGACUAGUUCACUGUUGAAUCAGUCGUUGACCAGUGAAUUGGCGUCGAAUUUGAGCAAUUUCGGUGGCGGUGUUGGCGGAUUGUCGAGUUUGCAGGCGUCACUUGCUAAUGCGCAGGGAAAUAAUAGUUUUGCGCCGCGCUUAUCGAAAAUGGAUAAUGACAAUCCCUUUGGCGGUAACAAUGCAUUUGGAGGUUCAAAUUAUGGAGGUGGUCGUGAUUUUGAUGGAUUUAAUAGAAACGAUGGAGAUCGAGUUUCAGGUGGUAGUGGAGUAUUCUCGACCAAUCAGGGCAGUGGCGGUGGCGGCGGCGGCAGUAAUAACAGACAAAACAGCAAUGGAUCGCGUCCAUUGUCUGAUACAAUUUUGAUAGGAAACCUGCCAUCAAAUGCAACGUGGCAAAUGUUACGUGAUAAAUUCCAAGAGGUCGGAGAAGUGAAAUUUGCUGAAAUGCGUGGCUCCGAUUUGGGUUUAGUGCGUUUUGCCAAUGACUGGGACGCCGAGAGAGCAGUCUCAAUGAUGAAUCGUUCACGAUUUGAUGGAAGAACAAUUGACGUCCGUCUCUACUAAAUUUCGUCAGGAGGAUCGUCUCUUUAUAAAUCGUCUCGGUUGAUAAAUCACAAACUCAUCUUUAUAAAGACGAAAAUUUCCUAUUCUCCACUUUUAUCGUUUUCAUCGAAAUCUUGAUGGUCAAUUUUUUUCAUUAUGAAAUUCUAGAAUUGUGUUAAUUGAUAUUAAAUAUUGUGGAAUUUUAAGCAAAAAAUCUUUUCGGC
Molecule: messenger RNA, 2079 nt
Organism: Leptopilina heterotoma
Lineage: Eukaryota; Metazoa; Arthropoda; Insecta; Hymenoptera; Figitidae
Gene: rump
Product: myelin expression factor 2
Exons: 7
Coding region: 164-1876 (570 amino acids)
Cellular component (GO): nucleus; cytoplasm
Molecular function (GO): mRNA binding
Source: RefSeq, a predicted model, not a curated record